AUGUACAAGAGAAUUUAACAGAAAAUCAAAGAUGCUGAUUACGAAAGAGACAUGUAGGAAGUUCUAGAAAUCAUGAAUGAUAAAAGGGAAUAGUAUUUGAAAUCUAAAAAUAUAAUAGAAGCAGAUCCAGAAGAGCCUUAAGAAUAACAAUAUGAAGAAAAGUAAAUCAAAGUUAGUACUUGCAGACUCUGCAAAUAAAACUUCAAGGCAACAUAAGCAGCCUUAAAUAAUCAUUUAUUAUCUGGAUUGCAUCAACAAAAAUUAGUCGAAUAUAAAAAGCGUUAUUCAAGAUAUCUAUAUUAAAUGAAAAGAUUGAUAUUUAAAAAUAGACUUUCAGUCCAUAAUAAAUUAAGCAAGCUAAAAUACUUUAGACUAGCUUAUCAAUUUGAAUGA
Messenger RNA from Tetrahymena thermophila SB210, 393 nucleotides. RefSeq lists its product as hypothetical. The transcript is spliced from 2 exons. NCBI's taxonomy places the organism in Eukaryota, Ciliophora, Oligohymenophorea, Hymenostomatida, Tetrahymenidae. The record is from RefSeq and is a predicted model, not a curated record.